UGAAAUAUCGCGCGACUUCGCAUAGCCCCUCACUACGUAAUGUGCCGUGCUGCUUAUGGCGGCGCUGGUGACAGUGCUGAAAGCUGUUGGGUAUGAAGUGAAACAGAUUUGAUUUUGUACCAUCUGAAACCUACUUCAAGUUCAGAUCAUCGAUCGGUCAGAAGAAACAUCAACAAAAUUAACCAACAUCCCCGAAACGACCCAACGGUACGACAACUCUGAAGACGACAAAGACGAAGAACUGCACUGCGACAAAGAGAAAACCAGAACAACAAGAAACAACCAAACCAGCAAACCAAAGAUUUAAGAAACAGAACCAGGCCGCAACAAACGUAGCAACCAGCCAUCAACGUUAUCGGCGAAGGCGAGACCUGAUCUGAGACAAGAAGUUUGUGCCUACUCAACAGCUUUGAUCAAGCACACGUCCCAACGCUGCACCAAGCCCUCUUCAUCCUCCCUUCACCUGUUCCUUCUCUGGGGUGCGGAGAGGGCUGCUGUCUGCUAGUCUUUUUUCAUUUUUGACCUUUUUUCUGUCAAUUGCAGACCGAAUCCCUCCCUCCUUCAUUUCCCCCACACUUCUGUGUUUCCGUUCACGUUUCCAAAAGCAGUGUUUCGGCGACUGCACUUGCCUUUUAUUCAGUUUUUUUGUUUUGGCUUUUUUGCAACUUUUGUAAUUAAACGUGUGCUAGGAAGCUAAAGCUUACAGGUGUGUGUGUGUGUGAGCGUGUGUGUAAGCAGAGUCUAAAGCAUCGUUUAAGUGAUUUGAUUGGUCCAAAUCAUUACAGCCUUCCAAGACAACAGAACAAGUUUUCACCCCCCUGCCCUCCUUUCUUCACCUUGGCAGAAUUCCAGAGGUGUUUUGUUUGGUGUGUAACAAAGGAGAGGGGAAAGUGAAGGGACAAGCUGCCACACUUCAUUGGAGUUUAAAAAGUCUAGACGCCAAAAACGUCCGUAAUAUCAAUCCCAGGUGUAGUAGAAUUGGCCACCGUUUAUGGGAGAAUUAUGGGUAGUCCCUGGAAAGGUUUUGUCGAGUUUACCUUGCCGGCAACGCCACCUGCAGCAUUCGUAAGUGCUGACCUGAACAGCACCUCGCCUGUGGGGCUCAGCCUGUCACCCUACGGCCGUUCCUGCCCCACCACCCCCUACCCUCACCUGAAGAUGGAGGUCCCUGAUGCCCCAGUCGCUGACCCCACCCCCUCCACCUCAAGUCAGCCGAUCCCUCGCUCUGCCUCUGUCUCAUGCCAUACCUCCCGUGCUGCAGGGGGCAAAAAGCAAAAGCGAACGCCCCUGUACCAGCGAUCUAUGAGUUUUGAUCCCAGUCUGCUGCAUAAUAACGGCCAUGGCGGCUUUGCCAACGGGACCGGCAUGGCUAUUCGUGAGACAGGCGUGGUGGAGAAGCUGCUGGCAUCAUAUGGCUUCAUUCAGUGCUCUGAGAGACAGGCCCGCCUCUUCUUUCACUGCUCGCAGUACAAUGGCAACCUUCAGGAGCUUAAGAUCGGAGAUGACGUGGAGUUUGAGGUGUCGUCUGAUAGACGUACCGGCAAACCAAUCGCGGUGAAGCUGGUAAAAAUCAAGGCAGAAAUGUUGCCAGAAGAGCGAAUCUCUGGGCAGGUGGGGCCUGACUUGCACGCCUCUCCUUUAACUGUGCUGCAUGGUUUUAUUCAUCCAGUAGUGUCGGCUAUCCCUUCUCACCUGGAUGGGAAGUCUGCACCUGGCCAGGUGCCCACAGGCAGCGUGUGCUACGAGAGGAAUGGGGAAGUGUUUUACUUGACUUACACCCCUGAUGAUGUGGAAGGAAACAUUACUUUAGAUACUGGAGAUAAAGUCAGCUUUUACAUGGAGACCAACAAGCAUACUGGGGCUGUUAGUGCCCAUAACAUUGUGUUGAAGAAUAAACAGUCAAGAUGCCAGGGAGUGGUUUGUGCUACCAAGGAGGCCUUUGGAUUCAUUGAGCGAGGAGAUGUGGUUAAGGAGAUUUUCUUCCACUACAGUGAGUUUAAAGGAGAUCUGGAGGCCUUGCAGGCUGGAGAUGAUGUGGAAUUCACCAUCAAGGAGAGAAACGGAAAGGAAGUGGCUACUGAUGUGAGACUGUUGCCUCAGGGAACUGUGAUAUUUGAGGACAUCAGUAUUGAAACCUUCGAAGGCACUGUCACCAAGAUUAUUCCCAAGGCUCCCAGCAAGAAUCAGAAUGAUCCUUUGCCUGGGAGAAUCAGUGCCAGAAUUAAUUUCACUGACAAAGAUCUGCUAUUUGGGGAGAAGGACACCAAGUCUAAAGUGACGCUGCUGGAGGGUGACCACGUCCAGUUCAAUAUUUCCACCGAUCGCAGAGAUAAACUGGAGAGAGCGACAAACAUCGAAAUCCUCCCUGACGCCUUCCAUUUCACCAAGGAGAGCCGCGAAAUGGGUGUGAUAGCUGCCAUGCGCGACGGUUUCGGCUUCAUCAAGUGUGUGGACCGUGAUGCUCGAAUGUUCUUUCAUUUCAGUGAGGUUCUGGAGGAGAGCCAGCUGCACAUUUCUGAUGAAGUGGAGUUCACCGUUGUUCCUGACAUGCUGUCAGCUCAGAGGAAUCAUGCCGUGCGGAUCAAAAAGCUACCCAAGGGCACAGUGUCAUUCCACACUCAGUCUGAGCUGCGUUUUGCAGGGGUUUUGGAGAAAGAAGCUGUGGCUGCCACCACUGGCACCAACAAGAACUCCAGCCCCAGCAAGGGCAAAGAGAAGAAAAAGGACAAGGCUAAAGUUGAAAAGGAAGCAGAGGAAGGCUUGAUUGUGUAUGAAGAAGAUGGGGUAAAGAACACUAUUCCCUACCAUGUUAAAGACCUGGAGGGAGGCAUUUACCCACAGCUUGGAGACAAGCUGGAGUUCUCAAUCAGUGAGGUGAAACGCACCGGACAACAAAGUGCUGUAUCCAUCAAGGUCCUUAAUCGUGCUGUCGGCACCAAAAGGCUUCUGGGAUACAUAGCCACACUGAAGGAUAACUUUGGCUUCAUAGAGACAGCCAAUCAUGAUCAGGAGAUAUUCUUUCACUACAGUGAGGUGUGUGGAGAUUUGGAUGAUAUGGACUUGGGAGAUUCAGUGGAAUAUAUGCUGUCCAAAGGCAAAGGAAACAAAAUCAGUGCUGAGAAGGUCGCCAAAGUUGCUGAUGGUAUGUUUCUUUUUUUUUGCUACUUUGGAAAGUCACUUUACAUGAGGUAUUUUUUAAAUAUUUUGUUGAAUUUUUGUGUAAUAGCGAAUGGAGUCGGAGAGGAUAUCAGUAAUACAGUGUUCCUUGGGAAAGUGAUUCGACCCCUGCGCAGUGUGGACCCUUCUCAGACUGAGUAUCAAGGCCUGAUUGAGAUCACAGAGGAUGAUUCCAGUAAGGGUCCGAGUUAUCCGUUUGGCAUUGUUGGAAUGGGCAAUAAAGGCGACUGCCUGCAAAAGGGUGAGAUGGUGAAGUUCCAGGAGUGUACAGUUCCCCAGACAGGACAAAAAAUGGCCUGCAACAUUAUGCCUCAGCGCAGAGCUCUGGUAGAAUGUGUCAAAGAUCAGUUUGGUUUCAUCACAUAUGAAGUUGGAGAAAGCAAGAAGCUGUUUUUCCAUGUAAAGGAGGUGCAGGACGGUUUGGAACUGCAGGCCGGUGAUGAAGUGGAAUUUUCUGUUAUAUUCAACCAACGCACAGGCAAAUGUAGUGCCUGCAAUGUUCGCAGAGUCAGUGAGGGUCCCAAACCAGUAGCAACACCUCGACCUGACAGACUGGUCAAUCGCUUGAAGAGCAUCACUCUGGAUGAUACCAAUGCCCCCCGUCUGGUUAUUAUCAGACAACCGCGUGGCCCCGACAAUUCAAAGGGUUUCAAUGUAGAGAGAAAAUCUCGCCAGCCUGGUGUUACUGACUGAGUACUGUUCACCCCCCCUCCUCCUGAGCGUGGAGGAACACCUCGAGAAGAAAAGCAAUCAUAGAGCAACUGAGAAAAGGAUUUGUGUGUGCCUCUCCGACCCAUAAUUUCUCUCCGCCACAUUCAUAAUUCACAUUAAGAUGUACAUCAAGACUUGAAACUUGGCACGCACACACACAAGUUCCUUUCUCUGUCCUUUACCAUGCUCAAGAAAAGUCUCUUUUGUCUCCAUUGUGUGUAUGAUGUUCCUGUGCGGUUGUUAUUUGGAGAAAAGCCCCACAUGUUGUAUGAAAGUGUGUUUGUGGUAUUCAUCACUUGUUGGGUAAAAGAAAACCUGAAAGGGUAUGAUAGUUAUGCAGAGGAUGAGAGGGGAAAAGGGUUUGCAGUUGUCACACCUGUUUGGGUUGGGGUGUGGGGACUGUUUGACCCGUUUUCAUUUCUGCUGAUGUUGAUAUGCCUGGAAUUCUGCACCUGCUACCGUGUGAGUGGCUUGUUGUUUUAGAAUAGCUUUUCUUGUCUGUGUUUUGACUUGCGUUCUGUACUCUUCCUGUAUCACUUGAAUCAUUUUCCUUAUGUUGAGUUCCUCACCCAGCCGAUGCUGACAUAUUUCUGUGCUCUUAUGGGUGAGAAAUAAACUAGGUUGCUUUCACUCUUUUUCCACACCCGAUUCCAUUUCUAGAGUAGCUUUUAAUAUGACAUGAAUCUGAAAAAGAAAAUAAAUGACUCUGGGCUCAGAA
Messenger RNA from Triplophysa dalaica, 4606 nucleotides. RefSeq names its product cold shock domain containing E1, RNA-binding (gene csde1). Gene Ontology annotation, molecular function: nucleic acid binding. The coding region runs from base 1003 to 3870 and encodes 955 amino acids. The record is from RefSeq and is a predicted model, not a curated record. Lineage: Eukaryota; Metazoa; Chordata; Actinopteri; Cypriniformes; Nemacheilidae. The transcript has 23 exons.